Molecule: messenger RNA, 2627 nt
Organism: Eucalyptus grandis
Lineage: Eukaryota; Viridiplantae; Streptophyta; Magnoliopsida; Myrtales; Myrtaceae
Exons: 5
Coding region: 196-987 (263 amino acids)
Source: RefSeq, a predicted model, not a curated record
UCUCUCUAUAGAUGUACUGAUAUCAUAUGUGCUGCUUAAGAUGAUAUAGUUAACCACUGCACUUCCAUUUCAUAAGCUUAAGCUGUAGGAGCGACAAAACUUUAUUCGAUGUUUCGUGGGUUGUGCAGAUGUGGCAUUUUUAGUUUUGGAGUCAUUCUCUGAGAGCUUGCCGCGUUGAGAGUAUCUUGGACUGGGAUGAACCCGAUGCAGCUUGUAGGCGACGUAGGUUUUCAAAAUCGCCGCCUCAAGAUCCCCAAAGAAGUCGAUCCCUUGGUUGGAAAGAUCAUCUGGGAAUGUCGGCAGACGGCUCACAAAGUAUUUCGUGGCUUCUGGAAUCCCCGUUGCUUCAGCUUUGGAUCGCCAACGAGACGGUCACGGAGCGGGCACGACCGUCGGAUCAGUGUCCCAUGGCAGUCGCGGCACACAAAAGCUAUGGCGCCUUCCCCUGUAUCUGGGACGAACGACCCAUCGACGUUGAUUUUUGAGCACGUCGGGAGCUGGCGCUGUCCAAACCAGGGGGACACGGGAGGAAGAGAUGUCCAGUGGUUUCUUGGAUGUCGCCCACAUAGCGUGCGGGUAGUCUCAGUAACAGACGCCAUCACGUCUCUCUCGCUGGCCACCGCAGCCUUGGACGUAAAGGAGCAGAGCGUCGACGCCCAUCACCACCGUCAAUCGAACUUCUCUCCCAUGCUCUGUCUCUCUCUCUCGUCCAAUGCGUUGGAGAUUCCUUUUAAGCUGAUGAUUUCAUGCUCUGCAGGAGAAUUCGCAGCAACAACAACAACAACAACCGCUGCAAUACACUCUCUAAAACAUGGUGUGCACGCGAGGGCUGAGGAACCGAGCGAAGCAAGAACACAAUGCACGGACCGAAAAAAUCAUAUGAUUGUUCUGUAUUGCCCUUUGUUGAAAGGUUUAAUUUGCUAUCUCAGUUGUUUUCUAAUGUUUGGUCUCAGAUUCGUCGAUUGCUCGCUAGCAAUAAUUAGCUAGGUUUCUCAUGUUAUAUUCCUCGCCAAUUGAUGGGAAUUCCUAUUUGUGUAACACCUCGCCCUUCAUGUUCACCACCUAUUCGACGUUUUGCCUCAAAGAUGUCAACAAUGAAUUAAUUGAUCGAUUUGAGAUUGCAUGGGAAUGGUUUGUGUUAUUGUUCAGUGUACUGAUCAUAUAUUGCGAAUAAAUGCUUCAUCCUUUGAUGGCCUAGAGUUCUCCUUCCCUUGGUGCUUUCGUUUACUUUGUUCUUGGUGAAUUAAAUACUGCUUUGGGAGCGUGGCUGAACUGUUCUCUAAACUGAGAGCCUCUGGAUUUAUGCUUGAGCUUGAGGUGUUCCAAGUGCAUGUAUCAUAAUCGUCUAGGUGUUAAUGUAGAGAAAUCAUCUAUAACCACAAGUUGUUCAUAUGUUGGAGUUGUGGUUUUUCUUUCGCAUGCUAACUACUGCUCUGUUUUGCCUCGCAAAUCAAGUAUCGUUUGUGUCAUGCUUGCAAUGCACGUGCAAGUACAUGGUGGUUUAUUUCGGUUUUCACCAUUAGCUUGCACAAUAUUCAUUUCAAGAUGUGUUAUUUUUUGAAUUUGUACACCUGCUGCAUCGUAGGCUAGCUGAAUCUGUCUAUUCUUAUUGUAUAUGGCUCAAAUUUACUGGAUUAAUUGUUGUUUUUGCUGUACAUAUUCAAAAAUAUGUUGAUUUCUUGGCUAUGAGUGUUGUAUGAAAAAUAUGUUGAUUUCUUGGCUGUGAAUGCUGUGUAUGUUCAUAACAUGCUAUAGUCAUGGUUAUAAAUGCUGUCAGUCACUUAAAUUUGCUGGAUUCAUGGUCAUGCCUGCUGUCCAUAUUCAUUUGUUGUUCAAACAACAAUGGCCAAGACUUGUCUAUGUGUUAUCUUAGUCAUAUUAGUUGAGGUGAGGAAUUCAUGUUAAUUUUCGAGGGAGAUAAUCAUGAUGUCAUGCUUUAAUUUGCUGAAAUUGAACAUGUGCCCGUUGUACAAGCAUUGAUGAUCUUCACUUGACUUCAAUUAGUUCUCAUAUUGCUCACGUGAGCGCAUGUUCUAUACCGUCAAAGCUGUGGAUGAUCCAAGGACCCUGGACAGAAUUCUGUACAUGAGACCUCCUGCCAACACUUACUCGUUUAAUGAUUUCGUGUCUUUGUGGGAGAGAAAGAUUGGCAAGGACCUGGAGAGAGUGUAUGUUCCAGAGGAGCAUGUUCUGAAGAACAUUCAAGUGGCGGCAGUUCCACUCAAUGCCUGGUUGGCCAUAUUCCAUUCUGUCUACAUGAAAGGAGACCAAACCAACUUCAAAAUUGAACCAUCGUUUAGAGUGGAGCUUCUGAGCUCUAUCCCGAUGUCAAAUACACGACUGUGGAUUAGUACCUUGAUCAGUUUGUCUAAUUAUUGAAACCGACUGUGCUUGGUAAUUUUCUCACAUCAACUCGAAUCAUAGAUAAUAUAGGAUGCUGCUUCUCAAGAUCCUCGUGUGAAAUGUUGCUCCCGCUGAUCAUCUCAUGGCUUGUACAACCUCCAAUUAUAGGGACAUGCUAUAAACAAUCAAUAUGUGCGAAUCUACACAGUGCUUGGAGAAGUUAAUUCUGUUUUGGAGUUGACAUGGGUUUAUGGGCCAAGCUAAAAGAAAGACAUGGGUUUCUC